AUGGCUCUGACUCAAUAUGCUCAUGGGGCAGAAGCAGGCGAAGAUGUGUCCAUGACGCCGAAGGAAGCGCUUUGUGAUUCCCUAUAUACCCUCGGCGAGACGUUGGCUCAACUGGCAACGUCGAACAGAGGCGUCUGUGAGAGCCUAAUCGACGAACGUGAAAAGAUUAAGUGCCACAUGGCAGCCAAAGGCGUCAGCAUGGGUCUCUCAUUGUAUGCAGGAUGCUCGACCUUCUCGACCAUACAAGUGGCACAAACAGUAGCUGCAACCUCUCUUGCGCCAGAGGCUCUGGCUUCAGCUGGGCUUGCCGGCUAUACAGGAGAUGUGAUAUUGACGACAACAAUUUUAUGCUUCAAUCCCUUCGUCUUGGCCGCAGCGACUGGACUGACCGCUGUUCUCGCAUACGGGCUAUACAAGAAAAAUGAGCAACGAAAGGAGUUCGACAAACUCAUAAGUUAUCAUAAGACAAUGAGAGACGUUGUCUGCCAGGCCUGGGGCCUCGCGUACGAUACUGAGCAAUGUUUGAUGUGGGUUCACUGUACCGACGCACAGGAUCCGAACAGUGCCGAGUUUCUCGACCAAGCUGCACGAGACAACUGGAGACGAUUCAUCCAGCAAUUAAGGAGCAUUGCAGGCGGGCAGGCUACCGCAGAAGAAAUGACCGCCAACUUUGUCUUGACGUACCUUGACACUCAACGCCAGACGAUGUGCCGAAUUAGAGACGAUGUUACCCAGCUUUACCAGGGAGUGAUGAGCCACUACCAGCGCAGAUGA
Molecule: messenger RNA, 774 nt
Organism: Cladophialophora psammophila CBS 110553
Lineage: Eukaryota; Fungi; Ascomycota; Eurotiomycetes; Chaetothyriales; Herpotrichiellaceae
Exons: 2
Coding region: 1-774 (257 amino acids)
Source: RefSeq, a predicted model, not a curated record